Fusarium oxysporum Fo47 is the source of this 832-nucleotide messenger RNA. RefSeq lists its product as uncharacterized. Lineage: Eukaryota; Fungi; Ascomycota; Sordariomycetes; Hypocreales; Nectriaceae. The record is from RefSeq and is a predicted model, not a curated record. The transcript has 3 exons. The coding region runs from base 346 to 681 and encodes 111 amino acids.
CCUAACUUGACUCAUGGCUGAUCACUCAAGGGUCUCUCGGCAUAUUCCUCCAUCGCAGUAAAGAUGUGCAGAGCUACCAAGGGGGAAAGUGGCCCGCUGUAGCAACAGAUAUAUAACACCGCCUACAAUCUCGUCAAAAAACAGGUUCUUGAGCAUUCCAACCCAUCAUUUCUUCUCUAUUCUUGACAACAUCGUCCUGGUCUGUGACCCAAUAAGUUAUCUUUAUCUUAUAUCCUAGUUGUUUGAGCUGGCCUCGUUCGUUAUAAAGACUUGAAGUCGUUACCAUUCUUUCUCUUGCUCAGAUCAAACAACUUUUUCUGUCACUACCUUAAACAAACCGCCAAAAUGAAGACUGGUUUCAUCACUUUUGCCAUUGCCGCCGUGGCUCCCCUUUCCAUGGCUCUUCCUUUCCCUCAGGCCGCCCCUGGGGGUUUCUUCCCUCCUCCGUCUAUCAAUGGCACUCAGCCUGGAAACCACACCCAGUACGGCGGUGGUCAGAACGGAGGACCUGGUGGUUGGUUGCCCGUGCCUGGCAACGGCCAGCAGCCCGGUGUUCCUACUCCAUUACCUACCCCUACUCCUCCUUCUGCUCCCACUCCUCCUGCUGUCCCUCAGCCCCCUCCCGCUGCUCCUACUGAGCCCAUCGUGGCCCCAACUCCCACUCCUUUUGCCCGCAAGUAAGGGUCAAGGUGACAACUUCUCGAACAAAGUUUUCAGAUACACAUAUAUGAUAGUACAUAAAUAAAGGGAUGAGAGGCUUAGGCUAGAUUUCUUGCGGAUAAAUAGAAUGCCGCAAAUCGGCUUGUGGGCGAUCAACCAGUUGUCUUCGUUA